Pelagomonas calceolata is the source of this 1056-nucleotide messenger RNA. NCBI's taxonomy places the organism in Eukaryota, Pelagophyceae, Pelagomonadales, Pelagomonadaceae. The record is from the annotation of a GenBank genome assembly.
UGUGCUUUUAUCUAUUGUGACGCAACUUGCCAACACGACCACUGGCGCCGCGGCCAUAAGCAGAUUUGUAAAAGAAUCCACCGCGGCGGCAACGCGGAACAGUAUAAUGCCGACAAAAAAUACAAGGAGGCCGUCGCGACCGCGGUCGAGGCGUGCGCCGACGACACGAAGGGCCAGACGUGCUACAUCUGCACGCAGGCCCUCCAUUGGAAGACGAAGGAGGGGCUCGUGCGCGGGUGUGCGUGCCGCGGGACGGCGGGUUUUGCGCACGUGUCGUGCUUGGCGGAGCAGGCGAAGAUUUUGUAUGCGGAGGCCGAGGAGAACAACUUGGGGGCCAAGGCGUUGGAUGAUCGGUGGCGGCGGUGGAACACAUGCAGUCUGUGCGAGCAAAAGUACCACGGCGCCGUGCGGGGCGCGCUUGGGUGGGCGUGCUGGAAGACGUACGUGGGACGGCCCGAGGGGGAACUGCUGAUCAGUGCGAUGAGGCAGCUUGGGAACGGUUUAUCCGUCACAAAGCACCAGGAGGACGCGCUGUCCGUGGAAGAGGCUGAGUUGUCUAUGCUGCGGCGCCUUGGCGUAUCAGAACACCACGUACUCACCACGCAGGGCAAUAUUGCGGUCACGUAUGAGAAACUCGGACGGUAUGAAGAGGCCUUAAAUAUGUUUCGAGACGUAUACUCUGGAGAGUUGAAACUCCAUGGCGCGGAGCGCGAAGAGACCCUCCGAGCAGCGAACAACUACGCGCACAUCCUUGUUAGACUAGAGCGCUUCGAGGAAGCAAAGGCACUGUUCCGCAGAACAAUACCCGUGACGAGACGUGUUCUCGGAGAUAAUCAUAGACUGGCGCUUAGAAUGAGGUCGAAUUACGCGGAGGCGUUCUUCAAGGACAACGGCGCCACGCUCGACGAGCUUCGCGAAGCCGUGACGUCGCUUGAGGAGACGAAACGGAUCGCGAGGCGCGUGUUCGGCGGCGCGAAUCCGAUCGUAGUGGAGAUAGAGAGCCAUCUGCGACGAGCCACCCUCCGCGCCCGCGAAACGCCGCCGAGCAAUGGGUAA